GAAACCAUUAAAUAUAAUGACGACGAUCACAAAACUGUGUUUCUGAAAACAUUAAAUGAGCAACGAUUGGAAGGAGAAUUUUGUGACAUAGCUAUUGUUGUAGAAGAUGUAAAAUUCAGGGCACACAGCUGCAGUUCAACUAGUUCCAGAUGAUAGACUGCAAACGUUAGAGAAGAAAGCAGCAUCAAAGUAUACAGAAAUGUCAAGAACACCUGGCAAAACUUAUAGAUUGAUUGCUUUUGUAAAAAAAUAUAAUUAAUAUGAGGAAUCCCUAAAUAAUAAGAUGUUGCAGUGCCUCGGAACAGUCAGUUUACAAGAGGCUUUUAACUUAGCCUUGAAGACCACCCUGUUCAUUUCACCUUGGCUGCAUCUAGUGCAGAAGAUGACGAAGAUAAUUGGGAGCAAUUACUUUAGUCUCCUGCCGAGAGCGUCUGCUAUUACCUUUCCUCUUUUCCCUCUCCUGCUGCUUCAGCCUACCUGUGUGUGCAGUGAGCGAAGACAUGGGAUAUGUGCUAAACAGUGAGCUCCUUCCUCCUUCUCUUCCCUUCGCCCCCCCUCCCCCCUCAGCGGUGCAUUUUGGAGGUAACUGGCAGGGAAGCAUUUCAGGGCUGGCUGCGUUGUUCUGUGCGUGUAGCUGUCCAAGGUGCUACCACUCCUGAUGUCACGGCAAAACUCGUUCUUAUAAUUUGCUUGUUUGCUUUGCCCGCCCGCUCACUUCCUGCUUCUUACACACGAUUUUGUGGUGUCUUAUUACACUGUUCUCUUGGCAGGAAGGAACCAUGGUGUUUGCUCCAGGAGAUAAAUCUGGAACCAGACAGGAAGAGACAAAACUGCAGAAUGCCAGCAAAUUGAUUGUGCAUAUAGCCAUUCAGCAGGCAGUCCAGCAAUUUUCCCAGGAGAUCCACACAAAGGAAAAAGGCACAGACAACAAUGUGAGCCUGCAGUUUGAAAGAGGACAAUUAACUAAAAAGCACAAGAAGAAGUAAAAACCCACCACUGUUGCUUUUGAAUCAUCCAAUUGACAGCCCUUCCAGCUUCUUAAAAUGUGUUGUCAGCACCCCAGACAAGCAACAAAAAGUAUAAUCAGCCAUUAGUGAUAGAAAUAAGCAGUUGCAGUAGUCCUUCCUGAAAAGUAAGGUUUUAAGAGCACUAACUAACAUAGUUAACACCGAUGCCAUGUCUCUAACAUUCAUUACUCAACAACACAAUGACAGCUGUGUCAAAAACAAAACCAUCCUAAAUGAAAAUCCUGUGUUCAGGAUGUUCUUAAACUGUAUCUCUGUCUAUGUAUGUCAUCAGUAUAUAAUCAACUGGAAGACAUCUGUAUGGUUCCAGUUUCUCAAGAAUCUAUUAUAUCGAAACAUUGAAGAGUAUGUUUGAAGUUGUGUCCCUGAAGUGCAAAACUAUGCAUAAGCUUAAGAAAGGAAGGUAAGAUAGGUAAGGUAAGAAGAGUUCAAAUAAAAUGGAACAAAUCUAUGAAAGACCCUUAUAUAAAUGAACAAAGUAGGCUUAAAUAUAGUUCAGGCCUUUUUCUUGGUUAUUUGUUUAAAUUAUACAAGGAUAAUCUGUAUUUAAAAAUGUCAAUGAGCAUUGAACAGAAUCUAGAGAAAGUUCAGUAUUACUAAAUUAUCUUAUGUAUUUCUCUUUAGGAAUGAGCUUCUUUUAAUUCAAUGUGAUUUAUUCCCAGGUAAGCGUCCAACGAAUACUCAGGCUCAUGUCUUAUUAUUAAUUAUAUCUGAAAGUUUUAUCUCUUAUUGUUCUCCAUUUGCAUUAUCUUUCAUUUGUUUAAUACCAUUAAUUGCAAUCAACUUGUCUUAAAUCAAUCUUCUUCCAUGAUCUCUGGAGAAUACCAAAGAGAAACAGGUGCAUGGAUGGACUUUUCAGUUGUAUUCCUU
Molecule: messenger RNA, 1895 nt
Organism: Crotalus tigris (Tiger rattlesnake)
Lineage: Eukaryota; Metazoa; Chordata; Lepidosauria; Squamata; Viperidae
Gene: AKAIN1
Product: A-kinase anchor inhibitor 1
Exons: 3
Coding region: 780-986 (68 amino acids)
Source: RefSeq, a predicted model, not a curated record